GACUCUAUAUCGAGCUUUAUAUUUGACUAUUUGUUUCAAACUAGGGUUUAUCGUCCUCCCUUCGGCUGCCGUUAGUUUUCAACCUUGAAAAUGCCGAAGCAAAUUCAUGAGAUUAAGGAUUUUCUUCUUACGGCAAGAAGGAAGGAUGCAAGAUCUGUGAAGAUCAAAAGAAGCAAGGAUGUGGUGAAGUUCAAGGUUCGCUGCUCAAAGUACCUCUAUACUUUGUGUGUUUUUGACAAAGAUAAGGCCGAUAAGUUGAAGCAGUCUCUUCCUCCAGGUUUGAGCGUGCAAGACCUUUAAACUGUAUUCCUCUCGGAGCAUCACUUGAAGAACUUUUUACCAAAUUCGGAUAAUUGAAAACAUGUUGGUAUGCAACUGAAUUUCUAUAUGUUGUUAGUUAAGGUUGGUAUUGUUUGGUUUGGUAUAGGGGACUCAGAAGAGGAGUUGAGUAGUAGUGUUUAAUUUGGAUUUCACUUGGUUGAUUUUUAUGGAUUGAAAUGAAUGGAUAUUGUUAAAUCUUGGUAGCCACAUAACGACUUUUUCUGUUUUUGCUA
Molecule: messenger RNA, 554 nt
Organism: Cynara cardunculus var. scolymus (artichoke)
Lineage: Eukaryota; Viridiplantae; Streptophyta; Magnoliopsida; Asterales; Asteraceae
Product: 60S ribosomal protein L38
Exons: 3
Coding region: 91-300 (69 amino acids)
Biological process (GO): translation; protein-RNA complex assembly
Cellular component (GO): cytosolic large ribosomal subunit; ribosome
Molecular function (GO): structural constituent of ribosome
Source: RefSeq, a predicted model, not a curated record